This is a messenger RNA of Melospiza georgiana, 752 nucleotides long. RefSeq names its product family with sequence similarity 180 member B (gene FAM180B). The transcript is spliced from 3 exons. Bases 22 to 600 code for a protein of 192 amino acids. NCBI's taxonomy places the organism in Eukaryota, Metazoa, Chordata, Aves, Passeriformes, Passerellidae. The record is from RefSeq and is a predicted model, not a curated record.
CAGCUGCUCGGCAGCGCUGCCAUGGCCCAGGCACAGCUCAGCUCCUGGCUGCUCCUGUGCGUGUUUGCUGCAUCCCAGAGGCUGACAGAUGAACAUCCUCACAGCGGCACCAACAGAGCCCGUCGUGGCCCAGAGGACGCUGGCAUCAUGUUAGAGAUGCUCUGGGGAAGGCUGGAUAUUCAGGCCAACGGGACAAUCCGGCUGCGGGAUGAAGAGCUGGCCUCCCUACGCCCGGCACGGCGCUUCCUGCAGAUUUUAGAGGAGGAAGUUCCCAAAACACCGGCAGAGAUUGAGCAGCAUCUGAGAUAUUAUUCACUGACUGACACUCCCUUGCCUGCAACGGAGUUUGACCGUCUCCUUUUCACCGGUGUUUACAGUGCCUAUCAGGUUCGCUCUGUGCAGGGUUUGGAUAAAAACCCCUGGAUUCGUUUUUUCUCUCAGCUGGUUGAUGAAAUCUUUCGUGACCUGUGCAAGGGGCUCUGCCCUGCAAAUACCACUCUCCUCCAGGCUUCCUGGCCUUGGAAGGACAAACCUUCACAUUUAGCAUCCCUGAAACAUUUCUAUCGCUCUAACCUGGCCAGGACCAAGAGAGACACUUAAUGAGGGAACCCUCCAUAGGAAAGGGCACACCUGGCUUCAGCUGCCUCCUUGGUUAUUUUCAAUGCUUUCCACAGUGUGCAGGACUUUGAAUAAAUAUGCCACACCUUUUUGUCCUGCUUUCUGCACAGUGCUGGCCACCCUCUCAGGAUUUA